Molecule: messenger RNA, 879 nt
Organism: Colletotrichum scovillei
Lineage: Eukaryota; Fungi; Ascomycota; Sordariomycetes; Glomerellales; Glomerellaceae
Exons: 2
Coding region: 1-879 (292 amino acids)
Molecular function (GO): protein binding
Source: RefSeq, a predicted model, not a curated record
AUGUCUCUCAAACGGAAGAGAGGAAUCGACGAGAUACUUGACUCCCGGAUGAUCACUGUUGUUGUUGGCAAAGGCGAUUCGAAGCGCGAAUACGGUGUCCACGAAGGAGCUCUGGCCCAUCUGUCGGGGCCUCUUGAAGCUUUACUUACGGGCGGUACGCAAGAAGCCCUCGAGGGCAAGAUUAUUUGGGACGAUGUCGAACCUGCCACCUAUCGCCUCCUUUCACAUUACGCAUACCAAGGCUCCUACCCGAUACCCUACCCCGGGAACACAAGCGACAUCGAAUAUGACUUAAUAGAAGGAGGAGACGCAAGAGAAGAGACAGUCCAUUACGAGUCGUUACGAACAUGGAUCGAGUCCAUGUCAUUAGAGAACAACAACGAACACCUCGCAGUUUUCAACUUUUGCAAGAAGCACUUCUGCAAGUACGGAGUCAGGAAAUUGCCUUCACCAAGCAGGGACCAUUUGGUUCAGGGAGAGGAAUCUGAGGGGCAGAAUUCAGAGAUUACUGUCACAUUGGAUGACCUCUUGAAGCCAUCGGAACUCUACAUUCUCGCCGACAGGUACUUCAUCGAGGACCUCAAGGAGUUAUGCGUCAAUGAUGUGGACCGCAAGCUGUGCAACGCGGCUGGAGACACCAUGUUGAUUGGCCACAUCUGCUCCGUACUUCGAUUCCUCCAUGCACAGACGUUACCCAAGGACAAACUUCGCAAGCUGUUUUUACGAUACCUCGUUGCGGAUAUGGUGUUCACAAUGAAAAACGGAGUUGAAGAACUGAUUCGCGACUUUGCGGACUAUGCUGUAGAACUGCUGCUUGAGAUACCCCAUACCUACUGGGAAGAACUUCAAGGUCGAGCAUCAGAGUCACCAGAUGCUUAA